Molecule: messenger RNA, 1646 nt
Organism: Pelmatolapia mariae (spotted tilapia)
Lineage: Eukaryota; Metazoa; Chordata; Actinopteri; Cichliformes; Cichlidae
Product: nucleolin-like
Exons: 1
Coding region: 1-876 (291 amino acids)
Source: RefSeq, a predicted model, not a curated record
AUGUUAAUUAUUAUAUUUUUGUUAGCUAUUUGUGAGUCAAAAAUCUUACUAUUUGCGCAUGUUUAUUGUAUUCAUUCCACAUUUGAUUUGCCUGCAGGCCGAUGGGAGUGUCCAUGGCACCAGUGUGACGUAUGUGGCAAAGAGGCGGCUUCAUUCUGCGAGAUGUGCCCCAACUCGUACUGUAAGGAGCACAGAGAAGGCAUGCUCUUCAUCUCCAAGCUAGACGGCAAGUUGUCCUGCAGCGAGCACGACCCCUGUGGGCCCGACCCGCUAGAGCCAGGGGAGAUACGCGAAUACAUGCCCAACACGACCUCCAUGAGGCCCGGGGCUGUUGCUGCGCCCGUCACCCCUUCUUUCGUCCCAGUCACCAGACGAGUGGCUCCUUCCGCUCCCGUCUCUGCCUCAGCCAACCAAGCGACUUCAUCGAGGCAAGCGCCUCCUCCUCGUCUCUACAUCAACACCAAGACUGCUACCUCAAGCUUCGUCCCCUCCGGCAGGUCCUACCUCACGGGCAGAACUGACGAGAAAGCUUUCCCCACUCCUGCCUCCUCCGAGACAGAGAGAGAGGACGGGGAGGUGGAGGACGGGGAGGUGUGCGGGUUGGACGUGGACGGUGUGGAAGACGACGAUGACGAUGAAGAAGACGAAGAAGAAGAAGAGGGCGAUGAGGAAGAGAACGAUAUGGAGGAGAUGGAGAUAGUAGAGGACGAGGAGGAUGAGCCACUGUAUGGAGGAAAUCUGCCAGAGGAUGAUGAGGAGGAGGACGAGGGCGGGGACGAAGAUGACACUUGGGGUGAUUAUGUGGAGGAAGACGACGGAGAGGUGGAGGGCGAGGACUCGGAGGACUGGGGGAGAGUGGAGGAUGAUGACAAGUGACUGUUCAUCCUGUCCUUCCUUAUAUCUCAGCAGCAAAACUCUCAGUAGACAUUGAAAGGCCUGAAAGAGUUUCAUAUUUUGGUACCUACUUGAAUGCAACACUGCCUUCAGUUUGGUACAACAUUGCCUUCUCAUCUGCACACCGCUGGACUGACAGCAGGGAUGAGUACUGGUGCUAAGGCUUCGACGGCUGCUUCACUCAGCCCCUUUCUACUUCUGUUGAUAUGUAUGUGUCUGGUGCUGUUUUGUUCUCUUGUUGUUUCUCUUAACAAUGUUUACAUUUUUUGGCCUUUUUUUUUUUUAAGAAAAAAAAAAACCUGUUUGGAAUAUAAGAAAAAAGGUGGGAAGCUUCACCUGACCAAACUGUCAUCUUAAGGGCAUCUUAUGUUGUUGUUACUGUCUUAACUUUGUCUUUCCAAUCAGAGGAGUCUUCAAAACAUUGUUCUCACAUGUCCGUGUUACAGUUAGGCAGAGGGAGUACCCGCCUGGUGCUUGUGACGAAUGCAGAAAUGAACCCACUGGAGUCUUCUUGCUAUAAAUGAUCUUCUCACAACAAAAACUACCCCAGUUUCUUUUAUUUGACAACAAGUAGCUCACAGCUCAGGAUCUUUGGAACAGAGAAAUAAAAGACAAAAGCGUCAUCUUCUCACAACCUAAACAUGAAUCACAGAUAUCGCCAGUGUUGGUUUUAUAACCGCUGCUGCUGUUGCACUGACUAAAUUAGAAUAAAAUCCUUGUACUUACUGGAUCUCAGUAUCCAAGGAUCUGUC